AUGGACGAUCCAUGGGGCUCCCCGUGGGCAUCUACCGACAACACAAAUGCGCCCUCUACCAGUCCCUCCAAGACCAUCAUCGAACCUCCCCCACCCGCUUUCCUCUCCACCCCGAGCAACCUGAACUUGCCUUCCAGCCAGUCGGCCUGGCUCGAUGAUGAUGCCUUUGGCGAUUGGGCAUCCUCCGACGCCGGACACACCACGAAUGCAUCUCCGUGGACUUGGGGAAACGAUGCUACGCCAAUUGAAGGUCUGACACCGAGUUAUGAACCAAGACCGAGACGGAAGAGCAGCACGCCCAGAUGGCCUCGAAGCCGAUCACCCUCGCCGGGGCUAAGACCUCCCAUUACUCCCAACACCGCCCCUCACCUGGCUUCCCCAGGCCAGCCCUCACCCGACCCCUGGGCGAACCACGUAUCGAACUACACAAAAGACGAUCCUGAACCAUUAGCGGAUCUUCCCCAGAUACCAAACGUGCCUCCGCUUGUGCUCGAGCAAGCGCAGAUCGGUCUGGGUUUGACGAAUCCUCCCAAUGCGUUCGAGAAAGAAUUCAUUGCCCAUACACCAAUAACAACACAAUUCACUGAAUCCCUUGCCGAACCCUCACACGAAUACCUACAGUUCAGCGAUACCCCGAUUUUCGACCGAUUCCCUACCACCCCUGAGCAAGGUCGCGAUGCUGCUCACUCUUCAGCCUCAGCCUCGUCUGACAAUGACGACGAAAACGACGAUCAGACAGACGCGAGACACGCCGACUCCCCCAUAACAUCCAUUGAAGACAAUGCCUUGCCCAAACCUGCGCAGAGGAAAGCUUCUGGCAAGGUUCUGGAGCUCGUUGAGAUGUAUGAUGGCAUUGCCAAGCGAACCACAAAUUCCCCUGAGCGGGCGCCUUCAUUACGCCGUAGUGUAAGCCGGGAACCAGAUGCUGACCCAGAGGAUAUGCAACCUGGCCAGGACAUCACCAAAGAUGGCAGGGCAGCUGGGGAUCAGGAGCUUACGGAAUCUCGCGACACGACGGCUUCGACCGCGGAGGAAUCUAUUGACCAAGGGAGCAAAGCUGAAGAGGACCCCGUCAAGAUUGACAAACCGACACGCCCAAAUCACGAGUCCUUCAAGGUUGACCUCCAGCACCUCGAGCUUCUCCUGCCAGACAUCGCCUUGGAUUCAUCAAUCUCCCCCGAAGAUGUACCGGAUCGAGUCAUACAUGACAGCUUCGCGAGCAUCUCCGAGCGCAAGAUGUGGUAUCGAUUAUCCCGCCACGAAUCUUUGCGUAAGCAUAAUGCGGGAGACGAUGACAACUAUGUUCGGAUCAAUUGGACAAAUUCGACUCUGCGGCAAGAAACAUUGAAGACUGUUCGUCGUUGGAUAGAGGAAGAUUCAUUCGGAGGAAGGCCUUUCCGGGGAGGGCUGGCACGAACUGCAGGCGGCAAAAGCUUUGGCUGGGACGCGACAACAGCAGCAUCUCCGGUCGACCUUGACAGAGUAUUCGGCCGUAAGGCGAAGCGGAAGGCGUCGAUUCAUCGGCCAACGCACUCAAUAAGCGGCCUGCCUUCUCUAUCGGCGGCCCCUACACUCCCUGGCUCUACGGGGAGCACGCCAGCCAUGGGACAAGGCAGCGAUAACUGGGAAGGUCUCGCGACCUUCGGCUGGAGCAGCGGGCCUGGUGAUAUAAAACCACCGACGGCAACGGCAACGCAAGAUCCUCAGGUCAAGAGCAUACCACUGCCUCUGGCUUUCACCGGAUUCGAUAAUGCGCCAACGUCCCGGGCGUCCCUGCCGGCGUUUCUGAAGCCGAUCGCGCCGACUCCUCUACCAGCAUCAAGCACCACAAGCUUAAAGGAGGUGGAGGACGCGGAUGCGGAGGAUGAUGAAUGGGGAGACAUGGUUUCUCCAACGACGGCUGAAGCAACGGAUUCCACUUCCCUUCCCAAGACUAGUUGGGAUUCGUUCUCAACCAACCCGCUAGCCGAAGUCACAAGCAUGCCGCCUCCCGAUGCUUUCUUGACUAGCAGCCACCCGGGAGCCGAUGCACUCCGCACCGGGAAUAACAAAGAAAAUGAUUCCCGUAACAAAUCAGGACUGUGGGAUAUUGGCAAUGUCAUCGGCAGCCCCGCCCCCGCCUCCACAUCUUCUGCGGCAGCAGGCGUACCCCAAAGCCAAGACGGCCUUCUCAGCCCGUCAGUAACAUCUCCAUACACAUUCAGGCCGGCGUCUACGGUCAAGCGACCAGCAAGUAUCUCCAUCGCAGCCACUCUCAACGACCCGCCGGACCCAUUGCUGUCUGGUAUAGCCGGCGUAUCUGCGGGAGGGCCUGCUGAAACCCCACGCACAACGGGCUUCCAGACGCCGUCCACGGCGCUGCCGUCCAAGACGAGCACCGAGGAUUAUGAUUUUGUGCAGCAAUUUGUGCAUGAGCUGCCAGAUUUAUCGUAUAUGCUUAGAUGA
Colletotrichum godetiae is the source of this 2445-nucleotide messenger RNA. RefSeq lists its product as uncharacterized. Bases 1 to 2445 code for a protein of 814 amino acids. NCBI's taxonomy places the organism in Eukaryota, Fungi, Ascomycota, Sordariomycetes, Glomerellales, Glomerellaceae. The transcript has a single exon. The record is from RefSeq and is a predicted model, not a curated record.